AUGUACAACACUAGUACCGAUAUUUGGGCUGCCGGUGCAUUUGCGGCAGUGGUAGUUGAUUUUAUCGUCUACCCUUUCGACACUCUCAAGACCCGGGUCCAAUCCCCAAAUUAUGAGAAAGUCUUCAAAGAUGCACGCACCGGAGCAGUUCAACGCAAUGUACUCUUCCGAGGAUUAUAUCAAGGUGUCUGGAGUGUGGUUUUCUCAACAAUUCCAGCCUCCGGUGCAUUCUUUACCACAUACGAAGCCGUGAAGAACAUUAUGUACAAUUCCUCAGCUCAGCACCCAACGGGCAUGGCAACUGGCAAGCCUAUCGCCCCCGAGGGCUCUCUGAACAGUCUCCGCUUGCCCUUCACACAUUCCCUCCCCACUCCUAUUAUGCAUGGAAUUGCCUCUUCAACCGGGGAGAUGGUCUCAUGUCUCAUGAUCACGCCGGCAGAGGUACUUAAACAAAAUGCGCAGAUGAUUCAAGGUCAAAAGACAAACAAAUCAGCGAUGCGACAAGUACUUAUGAGAUUUCGACGUCAUCCUUGGCGUCUAUGGAGUGGGUAUUCUGCACUCGUUAGUCGAAACCUCCCAACAACAGCUUUACAAUUUCCGCUCUUUGAGUAUGUGCGAUCACGCCUGAUUACCCGACGGAGACAACGGAAAGCGAGUCUCAGCAACACCCACCGACCGCCAUCAGAACAGUCAGAACAACUAGUCGAACGGGCCGGCUUGACGGGUAUAGCUGCAGCAUGUUCGGGGACGGUCGCUGCGACGGUAACUACUCCAAUUGAUGUGAUCAAGACCCGUAUGAUGCUUUCGGCAAGUGAUUCUGCUGGUUCACAAGAUCGAAAUAGCCGUGCUCGUGGCAGUGAAGUGAUGUCUUCGGAGCGAACAAAGACUAAGUCUACUAAAUCUCUCAUUUCUGUCGGUCGUGAUAUCAUCCGCUAUGAGGGCAUACAUGGCUUGUUUAAGGGCGGACUGAUACGAGCUGGUUGGACGGCGAUUGCAUUGGGCUUGUAUCUAAGCCUGUAUGAAGGAGGCCGGUUUUAUUUGGAGAAUCGGCGCAUGAAGCGGGAUCGAAUUAAUGGAAAAUUCGGAAAGCAAACUGACGGAGGUGAAGUAAUCUAG
Molecule: messenger RNA, 1116 nt
Organism: Penicillium griseofulvum
Lineage: Eukaryota; Fungi; Ascomycota; Eurotiomycetes; Eurotiales; Aspergillaceae
Product: putative mitochondrial carrier protein
Exons: 3
Coding region: 1-1116 (371 amino acids)
Cellular component (GO): mitochondrial inner membrane
Molecular function (GO): S-adenosyl-L-methionine transmembrane transporter activity
Source: RefSeq, a predicted model, not a curated record